This is a messenger RNA of Aspergillus tubingensis, 1935 nucleotides long. RefSeq names its product tRNA lysidine(34) synthetase. The transcript has 3 exons. The coding region runs from base 1 to 1935 and encodes 644 amino acids. Gene Ontology annotation, molecular function: ligase activity, forming carbon-nitrogen bonds; ATP binding. The record is from RefSeq and is a predicted model, not a curated record. Gene Ontology annotation, biological process: tRNA processing. NCBI's taxonomy places the organism in Eukaryota, Fungi, Ascomycota, Eurotiomycetes, Eurotiales, Aspergillaceae.
AUGGCAAUAUCCCAUCUCCACCGCCACACCUCCCCCGGCCCCCUAACCGUCAAACACUUCAUCGACUCCUUUCAACGCAUAUGGCUGGAGUCACGACCAGCCCGAACAGGGCGGAAACAUGACCCUCAUCUCCCACGCAGACUCGGCCUCGCCAUAAGCGGCGGCGCCGACUCCAUGGCCCUCGCCUACCUCUGCAAACAAUGGGAACUUACCCAGAGGCAAACAAGCAACAACACCGUCUCCGUGACAGCAUUCGUCGUGGACCACAAAGCCCGCGAGGAGAGUACUCGCGAAGCGAACAUGGUUGCAGGCUGGCUUGACGAUAUGGGCCUAAAGACACAAAUCCUCCCCUUGACCUGGCCAUCCCACUCCAUCUCCGCCUUCGAAACCCACGCCCGGCGCCUCCGCUUCCAAGCUCUCGGGCAGGCCUGUCGAGCACAGAACAUCGAGACUCUCCUAAUGGGCCACCACCAAGACGACAACGUCGAGACGACCCUCUGGCGUCUCUGCACGGGGGCAAGGGGCGCCGGACUAGCGGGUAUUCCGGCGGUGACGCGUAUUCCUGAAUGUCAUGGGUUGUUUGGGGUUGCGGAGAGUGGAUCUUCAAUGUCAUUAUCGAAACCGGCAAACUAUACUAGCUAUCGCAUCAAGACUACGAAUAACAACGAACUAAGACUUACAAAAUCACCACCAACCCCCACAACCCAGGACCAACAAAAGCAGUAUCUAAUAUCAACAGGCGGCAUCUCAAUAACCCGCCCCCUCUUAUCCUUCCCCAAACGAUCCCUCCUCGCAACAUGCAAAGAAAACAACAUCCCCUACGUCGACGAUCCAACGAACUUCGAUCCAACGUUGACUCCCAGAAAUGCCAUACGGAGUCUCCUCUCGGAGAAGAAACUUCCACGUGCGCUGCGCGAAGAAUCUAUACUUUCAUUGAUGAGGAAGAGCAAUUCGCUUCUGAGGUCUGUAACGGAGGACUCAAAUGAGAUUCUUGAGCGAUGCGAGGUUAUUGAAUUCGCGCCGGAUACGGGGUGUUUGAUUAUCAAGUUCCCUCCACCAUCUCCAUCAGAGAAACCCACCCCAACUGAAACGAAUAAAGACACAUCAUCCCUAACCCUCCGACGCAUCACCGAACUCAUCUCCCCAUUCCCGGAGAACCAUUUCUCAUUGCGGAGUUUCGAGCCUUUUGUUUCUCGUGUUUUCCCUUCUUCUCCUCCCUCUUCCAUAUCCAUAUCACAGGAACGAGGAAAUGCCCCAGCAAAGCAACAAUCUUUCACGCUAGGCGGCGUUAUGUUCCAGCCUCUUCGAUGCGAUUCACCACCACCCCCUUCCUCAACCACCACCACAACCACACCGGAUAUCACGAACCAUGGAAAUACAUACCUCCUCACCCGCCAACCAUACAUGCGGAACCGCCUCCCUAUUCUUCCCAUCACUGUGCCUAUCUACCCACCCUCAUCCUCAUCCUCAUCCUCAUGCUCUUCAACCCAGCACAGCGGGAACACAGAAACGUCCCAAAUACCCAUUAGUACAUCGGACUGGCAUCUCUGGGAUAACAGGUACUGGUUCCGAGUUACGGGGACGAGUAUACCGCCUCCAUCAGGGGCAGGACCGACGUCGCUGUCGCUGGUUGUGCGGCCGCUACAAAAGUCUGAUUUGAAGGGUAUUCGCAUGGCUGCGGACAAGGAGGAGAUGCGAGCGUUGAUGGAUCGGUUGGGACGGGAUGCGCCGGGGUUGGUACGGUUUACUUUGCCGAUGUUGGUAUUGGUUGGGGAUGGGGGGAACGAGGUGCCGGUGGCGUUGCCGACUAUGGAGAUGUGGUUGCCUGGAGCUGAAGAUACUCUAAAGUCAAUGUCUUGCACUGUCCGGUGGGAGUGGAUGUAUAAAAUGAUUGAUCGGGAACCGUUGGAACGGAUGCGUUGGUUGAAGAACUAG